CAUUAUGUCUGUGUGUACUCGCAGAUCGUCCAAGGUUAUGCUACUCCACUCAGGCUGCUUAUCGCCAGUCCCGCAGUCUGCCCGAAGUCUAUAAAAGAUCGCGCAGAAGCCUCAGAAGAUCGCAAAUUCUAUUGCGCACUCAAAGAUGAAGCUGGACGCGAGACUGUCGCUAUCUAUUGUCGUGCUACUCCUCGUGGGAGCAGCCAAGGCGCGACCCCAUUUCGACAAGAUUGCCGGAGCGCUGAUCGAUGCGUUGGAUCCUUUUUCACAGCACCACGCACAACCCCCAAUACCGGGACACGCCCACGGACCAGGACACGGCUACGGCUACGGGCCGGGUCCACUCAUCCAGGAGGGCUAUGAGCAGGGCUACGACCACUACUACGGCGGAGGAGGAGGAUAUGGCUACGGAUAUCAGCAGGGACCGCCGCCAGGAGCUUACGGCUACUAUCCUCCACCUGCUGGCUACUAUCCACACAGGCCACAGGAACCCUACGCAGGCCACCCACCCAGGGAUCGGAACUACAGUCAGGACUAUGGAAGAUCAGCUGGAAGAGCUGGAACACCUGCAUCCACUGGCGGCUACAAGCAGCGGGGUUACUAGCCUUCACCUGUGAAAUGUUACAGACAUAAUCUCUCACCCCUCCCUGCCCUGCCCUCCCCUCUUAAUCAUCUUUC
Drosophila subobscura is the source of this 678-nucleotide messenger RNA. RefSeq names its product metacaspase-1 (gene Srg1). The coding region runs from base 146 to 604 and encodes 152 amino acids. NCBI's taxonomy places the organism in Eukaryota, Metazoa, Arthropoda, Insecta, Diptera, Drosophilidae. The record is from RefSeq and is a predicted model, not a curated record. The transcript has 2 exons.